Thamnophis sirtalis is the source of this 900-nucleotide messenger RNA. The record is from RefSeq and is a predicted model, not a curated record. NCBI's taxonomy places the organism in Eukaryota, Metazoa, Chordata, Lepidosauria, Squamata, Natricidae.
AUGUCAUUUCUAGAUUUUGGGAGACUCUCUCAACCUAGAAGUCAUAGUCACAAGUGCUCUUACCAUCAAGUGACAGCAACCCCAGGAAAGAAAGGUCCAGUUAAACAGAAGCCAGGGGUGUGCCCAAUAGAUAUCUGCGAUUGCGCUGGUCCUCUGCCUAACGAGUGCUCGACAGAUUAUGGUUGUGAAAAAAAGAAGAAAUGUUGUUACAAAUGUUGUGCAAUGCGCUGUGUGGACCCAGAGAAACCAGGAUUCUGUCCAUUUAUUCGUGAAAAAUGUCGGAUGCUCAAUCCACCCAAUUACUGUGAUUAUGACUUCGAAUGCGUUGGCAACCUGAAGUGCUGUGAAGGGAUAUGUGGGAGGGAAUGUCUUCCACCAGUAUAUGAGAAACCUGGGACUUGCCCAAUAGUUCAUGCUUCCUGUUUGCUGUCGCGUGAAAAGAACCAAUGCAGAAACGAUGAAAAGUGUCCUGGGGACAAAAAGUGUUGCCAAGGUGCCUGUGUGAAACAAUGCUUGACCCCUGAGAAAGGAAACCCCGAGACCUGUCCAACUGUUAAUACGACCUGUCAAGGUCUUGUUCAGGAUCAGUGUGCAAUAGAAGAACAGUGUACAAAUGUGAAACCUGGAGUUUGCCCAGGCGUCAGUCAACUUUGUUCCGAUGUUAAUUUUAAAAACAAGUGUGAGAAUGACGAGGAGUGCCCACGUCAAAAGAAAUGCUGCGUAGAUGUCUGCGGAAAAGCUUGCAUUUCCCCUGCUCAAGAUAAGGGAAUGAUCAAACCAAAUAAUUACGAUUCAGAAAGUUGUGCCUUUGGCAAGUUUACUACAAGCUUCAUGCAAAUGAUAUCUUCAAAUUGCCAGGAUCCAGUGGGAGCUUCUUGGACUUCAGAAUUUCUGCUCUAA